Messenger RNA from Arabis nemorensis, 528 nucleotides. The record is from the annotation of a GenBank genome assembly. Lineage: Eukaryota; Viridiplantae; Streptophyta; Magnoliopsida; Brassicales; Brassicaceae.
AUGAUCAUGAUCAGUAGUAAAAAUGUUCUGAAAAUGGAAUCAGUUGAUGUGAGCAAGAAGAGGAAAUUUCAGACAGAUCAAUCGGAGUUAUCUUUAUUACCUCUUUCGAAACAUGUUUGUUUUGACAAUGUCGCUUGUUCCGAUAAUAGCAAUGGCAUCUCGGAGCUUGAUUCAGAGUAUUCGAUGUCUUAUGUGAGAUCAACUUCAAUGGAAUGUGAAAAUGAGAUUGAGAUGAAAGAAGAAUCAUCUGGAUCUUGCGGUGAAGACAAGAUGAUCUCUUUCGAAAGCCAUCUCGAUUUCAUCUAUGGCACGCAGAAUCUAGAGGAAUUUUCGGAGAAAGACAUUGAAAACAUUCUCUAUCUCGAUGAAAAAGACGAGGAAGAAGAAGCUAAUGGAUGUAGUAAUGGUGCUAAUUAUGUUCUGUCCUCUGGGAGAUGGACUGUUAACCAAGAUUCUACUGAGCAUGACACAAAGAAGCCUACAAUUGAUCAAGAAUUCGAGCAAUACUUCUCAACGCUAAUGCUAUGA